Messenger RNA from Symbiodinium necroappetens, 443 nucleotides. The record is from the annotation of a GenBank genome assembly. Lineage: Eukaryota; Dinophyceae; Suessiales; Symbiodiniaceae.
GCAGCGGGAUGCUGCAGUGGUUUCGCCACACCCACCUUUUCGAUCAUCCAGGAAUUGCAGGCCUGGACAUCUUGUGGGACGUUACCGAUGCGGACAUAGUCUUCAAGGAGGACCCUCUCCGCAAUCUCCAUACCAAGAGGGCUCAAGCGGGCUGCAGGCGCAUCGAAGACGUGAGCGCACGCUCAGGCCUCCGCGCUUCGCAGGAUGCUUUCUUGGGCGACCUCACGGAGCUUUUCGUGCAGCUGAGCCAGGCCACACUGGCGGAAGGCGUCCAUGGCGCCGCGAGCGCCUGCACUGUUUGGAAGAGGACUUUCAUGAGCGAGCCCCUCUUUCGCCAGUACAUCCAGUUCUUGGAGGAUGCUGUCGGUGGAGCUACAGAGGCCGCCCUGCGAUUCGAUGCCCUGUCGGUGCGGAAUUUCGGCAUCGAGUUGCUGCAUCGACAG